Messenger RNA from Odontomachus brunneus, 2349 nucleotides. Its product is annotated as protein zer-1 homolog. Gene Ontology annotation, cellular component: Cul2-RING ubiquitin ligase complex. NCBI's taxonomy places the organism in Eukaryota, Metazoa, Arthropoda, Insecta, Hymenoptera, Formicidae. Bases 1 to 2349 code for a protein of 782 amino acids. The record is from RefSeq and is a predicted model, not a curated record. The transcript is spliced from 9 exons.
AUGGCGGAGCUGGAUGAUUUGUUUCACAAGGAUCAAUAUGUAGGCCCGGAGCGGCUCACCGACCUGUGCUUCAGACUGAUCUGCGAGAAUCUCGACAUAAUCUCGGUCAAGGGGAAGCGUGGUCACCGGAUACUGAGGAAAGGAUUAACUUUCCCGAGCGAGAUAUGCGACAAGAUUAUCGAAUAUGCGCAGCACAGCGAGGCGACCGAGGACGUCGAUUGUUUCUUCUCGAUUUUCAAGAAUCUGUCGGCGACUCGACUCAAGCACGUGAAAAUCUCCAAUUGCAGCUUGACCGACAAUUCGGUUCACACACUCGCCAGCCAUAAGCUCUACGACUUAGAACUUACGGAUUGUAGUAACUUAACAGAACUCUGUAUUGAGCAUAUUAAUAAUAAUUCAGAAAAUCUGCAUAGCUUAGCGUUUCACGGCACUUCCAUGGUGAUACCAUCAAGUUUAAACGUUGGUGAAAACUUAUCCAUUUACUACAAGCGUGAAUAUGUAUUUAAAACACCCAACUUAAAGCGCUUAUCAUUAGGAUAUGUGGGAAUACCUACGUCGGAAUACCUCUUGCUUCUAGAGGGAUUAAUCCACCUGACACACUUGGACUUGUCAAACAGUUCUAACGUUGAUACCUUUGAAUUUUUUUAUCUGGUACCAAGCCUAGUAUCUUUAACUUUGUACAAUGUCAAAGUCAAUAGCAAUUCAAAAUCCUUUGUUAAAAAUAUCUGUCGGCUGAAGAGUUUAAGGCACUUGGAUAUCUCGCAGUCAAUUUUUAAGAAUGGACAAUUUGACAAUCCCAAUAAGAUUCUAUCUGACUUAGUAAAUGGUUUACCACAAUUGGUCUCCUUAGACAUCGGCGGUACAAAUCUCGCGGGGAGAGGCGUAGCCGAACGUCCCAGCGACACAAAUGUCGAGGACUCCAAUCUCAGUCAGCUUUCCGACAUACCGGGGCUCGCGUCUAGAAUACACAGGCCCUUGCAAUUCUUAGGUCUCUAUGGUACCGCCUACGGUGCUUGCAGGAGGCACGACAUACCGGCAAAAGUGGUAGCGGGCGAUGCGAACGAAGACCAGAUAUUAAUUGCAGCUGCAGUUUGUAUGGACAAUAAGCAAGAGUUGUUGCAAAAAGUGCUGAGCGACUUAUAUCAUGUGUUUAGAUAUGAGAAUUGUCGUAGAAUGGAUCAGGCUUUAAGUACCGUGUUAGAAGCGAUGGAGAAGCAUCCAGCUCAGAAGCACAUACAAAUAUCGGGAAGCGCUACCUUAUUUUAUAUAGUGAAAAUGAAAGAGAGGGUUGAGCUAGUUGCACGAAUGAAAAGACGAAUUAUCAGUACUCUUCUGGCUGGUAUGAGUAUGCAUCGAGACGAGGAGACCAUGAUGCGGAACGGUUGUCUGGCAUUGUGUCAAUUCCGCAUACCACAAGACGUGAUGUCAAAUUACGAAGCGCUGGUUAAGGUGCUUCUGCAUUCGGCCAAGAACUCGGAGCCGGAGAGUUUUGUUCAAAGAAUCGGCAUAUACCUGUUAAAUUCUUUGGCUUGUCAAGUGGAAGGCAGAGAGAAAAGACUGCUGGGCAAACUGGGUUGUGUUAAAACUAUGUUAGAUUUGGUGGAAUACAGGGUACAAACCGGUGUAUUUGACGAUGUAUUAGAGGUCGCAUGGUCGACCAUGUGGAACAUGACUGAUGAAACGUCUGUAAAUUGUCAACGAUUCUUAGACGAUAAAGGCAUGACGCUCUUUCUUUUGUGCGUAGAGCAAUAUCCGCAUAAAGAAGAAUUAUUAAGAAAUAUGAUGGGUUUACUCGGUAACGUGGCGGAAGUCGAAUAUCUUCGGAUCCAUCUCAUGCAGGAGCAAUAUGUAAUCGUAUUCGCCAACCUAUUACGCUCCAAUAGCGACGGAAUUGAGGUUCCGUAUAACGCUGCUGGUAUAUUGGCACAUAUGGCUUCUGAUGGCGUUGACGCUUGGACAAUAGCAAAGCCGACCCGUAAUGAGGUUCUUGAAUAUAUGGUACAAGCAAUUGAAAGUUGGGAUCUGUCCGCAGAACGUAAUAUCAAUUAUCGCUCAUUCCUACCUCUGUUGCGUCUAUUGGAUGUAUAUCAUACUCCUCCAUGUCAGCAUUGGGCAGCUUGGGCUCUGGCUAACCUCACAAAAGUAUACCCCAACAAAUAUUGCGUGUUGGUGGUGAAAGAAGGAGGAAUGGAUAAGCUGCAAAAAGUGAUACUAGACCCCAGGCCGUACGAACGUAUAAAAGAACUCGCCAACUAUGUGAUUGAAAAUUGCUGUAAUUACGAUUGCCAUUCAGACGACGUAAACAUUUCUCAUUCAUCUUUAGACGCGGAGUAUAGUCUAGACGGCUAA